This is a messenger RNA of Salarias fasciatus (jewelled blenny), 5882 nucleotides long. RefSeq names its product exostosin glycosyltransferase 1b (gene ext1b). NCBI's taxonomy places the organism in Eukaryota, Metazoa, Chordata, Actinopteri, Blenniiformes, Blenniidae. Gene Ontology annotation, molecular function: glycosyltransferase activity. The record is from RefSeq and is a predicted model, not a curated record. Gene Ontology annotation, cellular component: membrane. The coding region runs from base 692 to 2917 and encodes 741 amino acids. The transcript has 11 exons.
GGAACAACUGAGCACUCGGUAAUUGGACACUGGGAUCCAGGAAUCCCGUCUCGCGGAGCAGUGAGUGCGCGGCGCUGCGAGCGUGCGGGAGUGUGGCGCGGAGCGCGGAGCCUCUCCGCGGAUGACGGUCCCGCUGCUGGAGCGCGCCUGGAGCUCGUGAGAAAUAAGAGAAAUGCAGGGAUUCGUCAGGUUACAGUUGCACCGCUGAGCCGCUCCUGCGCUGCGACGCGCCCCCCGGUGCGUGGCGGGAGAAGCGGGGGGAAGAGGACGGAACCGAGCCCGGGGAGGCGGCGGCGCGCUCAUCCACGGCGGGGAGAGCCUCGCGGACCCACCGGGGGGGAGAGAGAGAGAGAGUUCCCGGACAGUUUUCCCUGCCCGGAUGCGGCUGCGGAGCCGCGGCGGCUGAUCCGGACCCCGCCGGUCCCCGGACGCGCUCGCGAGCCCCGGCGUUUAGGCGCCGCGCGACAUGCCGAAAGUCUGCAGAAGAGGGACAGACGGACACCGCUCGUAAAAUCGCCCACAUGCACUGGAUCAAUUGCUGGAUUUGGGAACCGAUUACGCAGAAGGGGGGUCGCGGAUCGUCGGAGGCAGCCGGGGGAUGGAGCGGCGGGGCCGGGGUCACUGACAGCCUCACUUCGGGCGACUUUACCUUUCUGAUUCGUGGACAACUCGCCCCGCGUUCCCAGGACACAUGCAGGCCAAAAAACGCUACCUGAUCCUGCUGUCCGCCGGCUGCUGCGUGGUGCUGCUCGCCUACCUCGGAGGAGUGGAACUUCCCGCGGUGAGCAGGAGCCGGCACGGCCGGGGCAGAACCGGGUCCCGGCUGGACCAGUGCUGGCCUCACUACUCGGACCCGUUAAACUCCUUCCUGCCGUGCGACCAGCAGGACAACGAGGAGUACAACCUGCGCCUGUCUCCGGCGCAGAGGAAGGAUGUCAGCACCAGUGUUUACAAAGGCAGAAUGUGCCGCAUGGAGUCCUGCUUCGACUUUUCCGUGUGCCGCAGGAACGGAUUCAAAGUUUAUGUUUACCCCCAGCAGAAGGGGGAGAAGAUCUCAGAGACCUACCAGAGUAUUUUAUCCAUCAUCGAGGGCUCCAGGUAUUACACCUCGGACCCGGGACAGGCGUGCCUGUUCGUCCUGAGCCUGGACACCCUGGACCGGGACCAGCUGUCCCCGCAGUACGUCCACAACCUGAAGGCGAAGAUCCAGAGCCUGCCCCUGUGGAACGACGGCAGGAACCACCUCAUCUUCAACCUGUACUCGGGGACGUGGCCGGACUACACGGAAGAGCUGGGCUUCGACAUCGGCCAGGCCAUGCUGGCCAAGGCCAGCGUCGGCAUUGACAACUUCAGACCCAACUUCGACGUGUCCCUCCCCCUCUUCUCCAGGGAUCACCCCAUCACGGGGGGGGAGAGGGGCUAUCUGAAGUACAACACCAUCCCGCCUUUUAGAAAAUACCUGCUGGUGUUCAAGGGGAAGCGCUACCUGACCGGUAUCGGCUCGGACACUAGGAAUGCCUUAUAUCACGUCCACAACGGGGAGGACGUGGUGCUGCUCACCACCUGCAGGCACGGCAGAGACUGGGAGAAGCACAAGGACGCGCGCUGCGACAAGGACAACGCGGAGUAUGACAAGUACGACUACCAGGAGACGCUCCACAACGCCACCUUCUGCCUGGUCCCCCGCGGCAGACGGCUGGGCUCGUUCCGCUUCCUGGAGACGCUGCAGGCGGCGUGUGUGCCGGUGAUGCUGAGUAACGGUUGGGAGAUGCCUUUCUCAGAGGUCAUCGACUGGAACAUGGCGGCGGUCAUCGGCGACGAGCGGCUCCUGCUGCAGAUUCCCUCCACGGUGCGCUCCAUCCACCAGGAAAAGAUCGUGGCCCUCCGGCAGCAGACGCAGCUCCUCUGGGAGGCGUACUUCUCCUCCGUGGAGAAGAUCAUACUGACCACACUGGGGAUCAUCGAGGACCGGGUUCUGGAGCACGGCUCCCGGAGCAGCCUGAUGUGGAACAGCCACCCCGGGGGGCUUUUCAUCCUCCCUACCUACUCCAGAUACCUGGGAGACUUCCCCUUCUACUACGCCACACAGGGUCUUAAACCAGGGACGAACUUCACGGCCGUCAUCCACAUGGUCACCCCGCUGGUGUCGCAGUCGCAGCCCAUCGUCAAGCUGCUGGUUGCUGUGGCCAAGUCCCAGUACUGUGCACAGAUCAUCGUCCUGUACAACUGUGACAAAGCUCUGCCGGGAAGACACCGCUGGCCCAACCUCGGGACGGUGCCGCUCACCGUCCUGGAGGGGGAGAACAAGGUGAUGAGCAGCCGCUUCUUUCCCUACGAGGGCAUCAAGACCGACGCCGUCCUCAGCCUGGACGAAGACACGGUGCUGUCCACCACCGAGGUGGACUUCGCCUUCACCGUCUGGCAGAGUUUUCCCGAGCGGAUCGUGGGUUAUCCGGCUCGCAGCCACUUCUGGGACAGCAACAAGGAGCGCUGGGGCUACACGUCCAAGUGGACCAACGACUACUCCAUGGUGCUGACCGGAGCCGCCAUCUACCACAGAUAUUAUCACUACCUGUACACCUACUACCUGCCCACGAAGCUGAAGAGCAAGGUGGACGAGAUGGCCAACUGCGAGGACAUCCUGAUGAACUUCCUGGUCUCGGCCAUCACCAGGCUGCCGCCCAUCAAGGUCACCCAGAAGAAGCAGUACAAGGAGACCAUGAUGGGACAGUCCUCUCGCUCGUCUCGCUGGGCCGACCCGGAACACUUCGCCCAGCGGCAGACCUGCAUGAACCGGUUCGCCAGCUGGUUUGGCGGCAUGCCGCUGGUCCACUCGCAGAUGCGGCUGGACACCGUCCUGUUCAAGGACGCCGUCUCCAUCCUCCGCAAGAAAUACAGGGAGAUCGAGAAGCUCUGACAGGACCGGCGCCCCCCGGGCGGCGAGCCCACCCCGCGGGGGCGGGACCCGGUGGAGGGGAGAGACGCAGCUCUGUCUUCCACUCAGCACAUUGCCAAUGACCACGGCGCCGGGACGUAACGCGCCGGAGGGACGGUGGGGGGGGAGGGGGGUGAAUCGAAAACAAGCAGAUGGCGUUCGGACAAAAAAAGAAAAAAAAAAGAAAAAAAAAAACAGUCCACGAACUGGUGGAGGCGCCAAAACGUGCAGACGCGCUGCACGCACUACUGACGACCAGGACUCCUGCACAGAGUAUUUUUUUGUACGACGCUCCGGCUCGCCUGGGCACAAAAACGCAGGUCGGUAGAAGAGGGACGGAGUGGGACAGAUCCUGGGGACCCUCCACAGUCCGCAUCAGGACCGCGGACCGGACUGGAACCCCGCUCCCAACGCUGGUUUGAUUUCUGUACAAACCAGCUCCGUGGCUUCACUGUUCCCCCUUCCUCCUUUUCUUUUAAUCGCUUUCAUCUCUGCAGCUCAAAAUGUAAUCAACCAGUUUCCUCUCUGGAAAGCAGCCAUCAGCCCCCCCCCCCCCCCCUUUUCUUUUCUUUUCUGAAGCUUUAUCAAACGCACCCCGCCGGUCCCCGGGCGUCCGGUUCUUCUCUGACGUUCCAUCGGCGUCUGUUCUCACUCAAGUUUGAACAACAUCUCAUUUCAUGUCCCAUUUUCACCACAGCAGUCGUACUUUUCUCAUCUUCUUCCCCACUUAUGUUCAUCAUCUUUUACCCCCGUCACAAUCAAACGCUCACGCUCCCUGUGCGUGUGUGUGCGCGUGUGUGUAUGUGCGUCUGUGUGUGCGCGUGUGUGUAUGUGCGUCUGUGUGUGUGUGUGUGUGUGAGCCCUGAGAAGUUGGCUCAUCCAACCAUAAGCUGGAGUGAAGUCCAUUUUCCCUCCGUUGGAAUGAGCCAAAUGAACAUUUCUGGAUGAAAUGAAGCAGAACGUUGCUUUCUAACCCAAGCUCUUCUGUCACAUUUUAUUUCCUCCACCUCUUCUUCCACAUCCUCCUCCUCCUUUUCCUCCUUUUAUCUGCCGUCCUUCCAGAGGAAACUUCGCCGGUCUUCAGUGCCCGGCAUCAUUUUUGGAGGAGAUGUUUAUGGAGAGGAUUUAGUUUGAUUUCUGUCAGACAUCAGUGCCAUUCUGCCAUCAAGUUCUGCCUUUAAGCCAGUUUCACUGCGCGUCGCGUCGCGGCCAGAUGUUUUGUUUCCCCUCCUCGGACAUAUCAGAGCGCCUCGCAGCCACUGAACCGACGGCUCCUGGAGCUCUGUUGACGUUUCACUUGGCGAGCGAACACUAACGGGCCGCCGGCCUCAGGAGGGCAGCGCCUUCAGCACUUUGAGUUUAACCCCUCGUCCUGCGCUGCCCCCGUGAGCGCCAGCCCGCCGGUCCAGCGCCCCACGUUUCGCACCUUAGAUUAUCUCACGGGUGUUACGAAGAGUUCUGCUCGGUUGCGUUCAGAACUCGGCGUGACGCCGGCCAGAACGACUAAACCCGGCUCUCUGGACCUCCGGGUUCAGAGCGGCGUGCUUUGUGGCCUUCCCGCCAGCGUGACGCCCCGGCCGGGCGUGCCAAUCAGCGCCACACGCUCGGCCGCGGCGCCACGCCGACGGGUUUUUGUUUUCAGGAUGCUGAGCGCCGGUCAGUCACGUCCAGCUCCUGUGUUUGUUUGUUUUUUUGUUUUUUUUGUUUCGAAGAUCACGUUUGGACGUUUUUCCUGGAACCAUCGAGGAGAAACUCCAACCUUCAUGGGUUUUUUUUUUUCUUCUUCGUCUUCAAACCAUCAUAUCACGUGUGUCCAUAUCGAUCCGUCGCUGCUCGUCAUCUCAGAGGAGCGGCGCCGCCUCCUCAGCUGAUCAUCCACACACACACAAAGAAGAAAACCCACCACCAUCACUGAUCCCCGCUCUGUACAUAGACAUAUAUUUAUUUUUGAAAGGAAGAGGAAUUUAGAAGUGUGGGGCCGGUGACGUUGAGGGGGAGUGUGUGGUAUUUAUUCAGUUUGUUGUCUGUGCACAAUAAUCCACACAGGUAUUUGUUUUUGUUUGUUUUAUUGGAGGUUUUCACGCCGAAGCAUCCAUCACACUCUGAGAGUUUCACCGGGGCUCGCAGGGCCGCUCCAUCUCCGCUCUCCGCGGGAGCUAAAUUGUAAAUUCUGGAUGAAGACAGGAGGAAAAUAAUAAGCAGCCGGGUUCAGGUUCGGAUUCUGCUGUUGUGCCUUUGUGCUUUAAAACGGGGAGCGUGAGGCCGUGACACGGCGUUCACAAGCAGCUCGGGCUUCAUCCGACGCACCGGAAUUCAGAGGAGGUUUUCACUCCUGCCGAGGAGCAAACGGGGAUUGAAAGCUCUUUACUUCUCCGAGGCGUUUUCACCUCUUCAGCAAGAAAUAAUGUAACACUGACAACUGCAGAAUCCACUCUGCUGAUUGAAAGCUUCACACAGUGCAUUCAGAUUAAUUACAUUUUGGCUGCAGGUAUUAUAUUUAGUGUCUUUCCAACCACAUGAUGACCAGGAAAUCAAGUAAAACUGUAAAAUAAUUGACAAAAAUGUUUAAGUUGCAUCAGAAAGAACUUUUUUAUCAAUACCACUGUAUAUAAUACAGACUAUUGAUAGAUUAUUGGCUUUAUUCUCAUGUGAUUGGUUGCUUUAACUGUGUCACAUCCACACAUCGCUGCCAUGCAAGAGGGACGGUGUAGAGAGCUGUGAAACGGUUGAGUCCUGGUAUCACCAUUCAGAGGACUGUACCGACCACUGGGAAUCGAACCGGGAACCUUCACGGUGAGGGUCCGGCUCUGGUUGCAGCGGUUCAGAGAGUGAUGGAUGUCGAGGCGGGGGGGGGGAACCUCUCCACCCGUUUGAAUCAGGAGUGUGGUGGUGGGGAAACAUUAUGCAAGUUAACAUUUUGAAGUUCAACACAACUGGGAGAGGAAAC